AUGCCCGCGGACGCGGCCAGCAGCGGCGCGGAACCUCCGCGGGAACGGCGGCGGCGGCGCGGGCGUGCGCGGGCGCGCACCGAAGCGUUGCUGCACACUCUGAAGCGCAGCCGACGGGUGAAGGCCAACGACCGUGAGCGGAACCGCAUGCACCACCUCAACGCCGCCCUGGAUGAGCUCCGCAGCGUCCUGCCCACCUUCCCCGACGACACCAAGCUCACCAAGAUCGAGACCCUGCGCUUCGCCUACAACUACAUCUGGGCCCUCUCCGAGACCCUCCGCCUGGCCGAGCAGUGCCUCCCGCCGCCCCCCGCCUUCCGCGGGGCCGCCGCUCCCCCCAGCCCCGGCAGCGACGCUGGUUCCUGGCUGUCCAGCGCCUCCCCGUCCGCCCCUUCGCUCUGCGCCUCCGCCUCCGGCCCCAGCAGCCCCGCCACCUCCGAGGACUGCGCUUACGCGCCCGCUGACGCCCUGCGCGGCUUCUGCGGGCUGCCCGCGGCCCCCGGCGCUCCCUGCCGCUAG
Messenger RNA from Melopsittacus undulatus (budgerigar), 519 nucleotides. It is a transcript of the gene NEUROG1, whose product is annotated as neurogenin 1. Gene Ontology annotation, cellular component: nucleus. Gene Ontology annotation, biological process: axon development; forebrain development; sensory organ development. Bases 1 to 519 code for a protein of 172 amino acids. Lineage: Eukaryota; Metazoa; Chordata; Aves; Psittaciformes; Psittaculidae. The record is from RefSeq and is a predicted model, not a curated record. The transcript has a single exon. Gene Ontology annotation, molecular function: protein dimerization activity; E-box binding; DNA-binding transcription factor activity, RNA polymerase II-specific.